Messenger RNA from Scylla paramamosain (green mud crab), 1449 nucleotides. RefSeq names its product ATP-binding cassette sub-family F member 1-like. Gene Ontology annotation, molecular function: RNA binding. Bases 1 to 1449 code for a protein of 482 amino acids. NCBI's taxonomy places the organism in Eukaryota, Metazoa, Arthropoda, Malacostraca, Decapoda, Portunidae. The record is from RefSeq and is a predicted model, not a curated record. The transcript has a single exon.
AUGAACGACGACGGCAAGAAGAUGCCCGAUACUUCUUACGCCAUGGACGACGACGAAGAGAAGACGCCCACCUGCUUCGCCUGGUGGAAACGCCUCAAGAAGCUCUUCAAGCGGCGCAUGCGAGCAAAGAAGCCAAAAUGCAUUGCCGACGACAAAGAAGCUGUCAGCCACGAUCAGGACAAUGAAGUCAAAGAAAAAGACAGUGAAAAGAAUCGUGCGCUCGAGGAAGACCAGGAAGAAGGGGCGAUGGAUGAAGGCCAAGAGGAAACGGCCGUAGGAGAAAAGCACGGCGAGGGAAACGUGGAAGAAGUAAUCCACAUAGAGAAGGGUAUUGAUGAGGUUGUGAAGGGAGAAAUGGAGGAAGAAACAGUGGAAGAAGUAAUCCACUCAGAGGAGGUUGUGAAGGAAGACAUAGAGGAAGAAACAGUGGAAGAAGUAAUCCACUCAGAGGAGGUUGUGAAGGAAGAAAUGGAGGAAGAAACAGUGGAAGAAGUAAUCCACUCAGAGGAAGCUGUGAAGGAAGAAAUAGAGGAAGAAACAGUGGAAGAAGUAAUCCACUCAGAGGAGGUUGUGAAGGAAGAAAUGGAGGAAGAAACAGUGGAAGAAAUAAUCCACUCAGAGAAGGAAGACGAAGAGGAGGGAAGCGUGGCGGCGGAGGCGCAGGCGGAGGGCCUCGCUCUGGGCUCGCUGUGUGUGAGCGGCAAGGCUCCUGCAGCAGACGAGGAUGGCUGGACUGUGGUCCACCACAGGAAGAGGAGGCCAAAGGGAAAGGAAGCGCUGCCUGGCUUGGCUCAGGCGAAGGCGUCCUCGGGGGAGGCGCCGCGCCCACCAGCCAAGUCAAAGCCCCGAAAGGCCCGCAAGGAAAGGCAGCAGGCGGUGUCCAGCGUGCGCGCCUCGUGGCAGGAGGAGGUGACGGAGGUAGUGGUGCCCGUGGAACCCAACAUGCGGCGCCACAUCGUGGGACCGAGGGGCGCCACCCUCCGAGAACUGCUGCGAGAGUUUGACGGUGUGAGUGUGGCGGUACCGCCACCGCGAGACACCGUCACCCGCACCGUCACGCUGCGCGGCCCGCCGCUGCAAGUGAACGGUGCCGCUAAGCGCGUGCAGAGUCUGCUGCAGGACGCGCAGGUGGUCGAGGCGCAGGUGGAGGUGGUACCCGUGCAGAGGCGCCACGUGGUGGGUCCCGGCGGCGCCACCGUCAGGAGACUCCGGCGGCAGUUCCCUGGCGUGGCCGUGAUUGUGCCCGCCGCGGACAACAGGGCAGCUCGCUUUGUGCGGCUGAAGGGCCCGCGCCGCCAGGUGACCGGUGCCCAGGCCUUCAUACAGGCCUGCCUGGAGGCUGCCCACGCUGCCCACACCACCCCCGGUCACGUCCGCCCAACUGCAAACCAUCUCCCUGCAAAUCACGGCCCCUCCUGCCAUACCGCCCACCACCCUUCCCGCCGGUGA